Molecule: messenger RNA, 1573 nt
Organism: Clunio marinus
Lineage: Eukaryota; Metazoa; Arthropoda; Insecta; Diptera; Chironomidae
Source: the annotation of a GenBank genome assembly
GCCAACAGUGCGAAAAGUUUCUUCAGUCAAACGUUUGACAAUCGAAAGGAAGUUGAAUUAAAAGUUUUUUGAAACUCCCUUCACAAUGAAAAACCUCUUGCUAUUGUCGAUGUUUGUUGCGUGGGUGGCCGCUACACCAAUUGUUGAGCCGGAUUCUAUAGAGUCGUACGUUAUCGGAGGGGCCAAUGCACCAGCUUCAGGAAUUUCGUACCAAGUGACUUUCCGAACAAUCUUAACUUUGCAUUGGUGUGGUGGUUCAAUCGUCAAUGCGAGAUGGGUUUUAAGUGCUGCUCAUUGUUUGGAUGCACGUGCGCCAAGUUCAAUCACAGUGAUGGUGGGAAGUAAUUUAUUAGAUUCUGGUGGUGCAUUCCAUCAAGCUCAAUCGAUUCGUCUUCAUCCUUCAUACAAUCGAAAUACAUUUGCUAAUGACGUUGCUGUUCUACAAGUGACAACUCCAUUUGUUUGGAAUGCUCGUGUUCAGCCGGUUGUUCUUGGAUCUGCAUUUGUUGGUGGUGGUGUUAAUGCAAGAUUUACAGGUUGGGGACACACAAAUCAACAAGGAGCUCGACCGAAUCAUUUGCAAGUCGUGACAUUAUCAACAAUCACAAAUGCUGAUUGUAUUAAUCGAUUGGCAGUUAGGGGCGAGGAACGUUUCGUUGUGAACACGAAAAUUUGCACGUUCACCAGAGUUGGACAAGGUUCUUGUCCUGGAGAUUCUGGUGGUCCACUUGUCACUGGCACUAAUACUCAAAUAGGAAUUUUAAGCUGGGGAGUUCUUCCAUGUGGGAGCGGCUUUCCUGAUGGCUUCGAUCGUGUUUCAGAUUUCAGAACUUGGAUCAUCAACAACACACCUGUUUAAGUUUUAAGACUGCCUGAGAUUUCAAAAGACUUUUCAUGGAUUAAAAGUUUUUAUUUUUUAAAUCCCAUGAGAUUAAAAUAAAACCAAAUUUUGUUCACGAGAUUUCACAUUUCAUCUUUAUUAAUUCUUUAAAUAUUUUGAUAAAUAAUUAUAUAAUGUUGUUCAAUUUGUGUAGCAUAUUAAUGAAGAUUUUUAAGUGUUGUUAAAAGAAUUUUCUUUUCGUUAUCAUUUCAUUUGAAAAUUAAAAUAAUUAAAUAAGAUUUCAUCUUUCAUUUGAGAUAUUAAAUAGAUAUUUGGAGUUUUAUUGAUUUGCAAAAAUAAUUUCUCAUCAGUUUCAUCGCUGUCUGCUUUCAAAGCUUUUCUCUUGUCAUGAAUAGUAAGAAGAAGGGAACAAUAAAUGGAAAACGUGACUGACUUAAAUACAUUAAACAACAAAGGAAUGAUAAGGUGCUAGAUAUUCAUCGGACACAUCCUUCUUACUCUAAACAAUUUCAUUAAUUAUUGAUUGAUAUCUUUGAAAGAUGUCAUCAGAUUUUUCCUUUUUUCAAUACAACUUUAAAUUAUUUUCCAACUAAUUACCUUUACUUCGUAUAUGAUUACGAACUAGUCUUACGGAGAAACAAAACAUUUGGAAUAUCUAUUAGUAAUUUUUAUGACCAAUAUUCAUGUGAAAUUGUGGUGGUGGACUUCGAAUACUCGAAACAAUUCCACCUC